Lytechinus pictus (painted urchin) is the source of this 4397-nucleotide messenger RNA. Its product is annotated as clumping factor A-like. Bases 1 to 1737 code for a protein of 578 amino acids. Lineage: Eukaryota; Metazoa; Echinodermata; Echinoidea; Temnopleuroida; Toxopneustidae. The record is from RefSeq and is a predicted model, not a curated record. The transcript is spliced from 6 exons.
AUGAUAGGCUUCCUCCGUCGUAAUCUUGGAAACGCUUCCCAGAAAGUAAAGCUACAAGCAUACAAAAGCCUCGUUCGCCCACAUGUUGAGUACUGCAGCUCGGUGUGGGAUCCCCACACUAAAAGUAACAUCCUUAAGGUGGAGGCAGUCCAGAGACGUGCUGCGCGGUUUGUCACCAACAACUACAGCCAGGAGAGUUCUGUUACGGCCAUGCUCAAAGCUAUGGAAUUACCCACCCUUCAACAUAGAAGGCAGGUGAGCAGACUGACCAUGAUGCAUAAGAUAAUCCAUAAUAAUGUCAGCCUACCGCUUCAAGAGCACCUGAGCUUCAACAGAAGGGAUCCGAACGCAGCAUCUAACUUUACCAAAUGGAGCGGCAUAGAGCUCAAUGAAAUUCGAGAUGUGGUUCUCGGUAAGGCAGGGAAAAGCAAAGCAGUCAAGAAGGAUGCGAUAGAUGCAGCAGACCCUCUCGUUCAGGAUCUCAACGACCUCGCCUCCCACAAGAGCAAAUCAACCAAAAAGAGCGUCAAAGACGAAGCGGCAAAGAAACUUCAAAAAGCUUCCUCCAAAUACAAAGUGCCUGUAGACGAUGACGACGACGAUGACAAUGUGGUCUCGAAGAGCAAGAAAAAGACAAAGUCGAAAGCGACGCUGAAGAGACAGAAGGCGGAGGAAGAGGAGAAGAAGAAGAAGCAGAUCGAAGAGGAUAGCGAUUCCGACGACGACACCGAUGAUAGUGAUUCUGAAUCUGACGAUGAUGACGAUAAAAAGGAUACAGACUCUGAUUCCGACUCUGAUGACGAUUCUUCAGAUGAUGACGACGAUGUCGACGAAGAGACACUCAUUAAUAAACUCUUUAGCAUGGUUCAGGCUAUCAUACCAAAGCCUGCCAAAUUCAAAAGCAAGUCUUACUACACAAAAGACCAAAUUCAUGAUGAUGACGACGAUGAUGACAGCGAUUCAGACAGUGAUAGCGAUAGCGACAGCGAGAGCGACGACGAACCGCCAAGUAAAGCAAAGAGUGAUCUGAAACAACCCAAAAAGUCUAAAUGGAAAAUCGAGAAGUCUUCUGGAAAGAAAAAGGUUGACGACGACACCGACUCUGAUUCGGAUAGCGACAAUGAUGAUACCGAUGAUGAUGAUGACAAGGAUUCUGACAGCGAUACUGAUAGUGAUACCGAGAGUGAUACUGAAACCGAUGACACUGAUGACGAUAGCGAUUCCGAUAGCGAUGACGAUAGGGUGAAAGCGAAAACGAAGGUCAGCAAAUCGAAGAAACCGUCCUCCAAAGUAGCCGAAUCGGAGAGUGACAGCGAUAGCGACGAUACAUCUGAUGACGAUGAUAGCGACAGUGACACCGACAGUGACGAUACAUCCGAUGAGGAAGACGGCGACGGCGAUUCCGACGAUGAUACGGAUACUGAUAGCGAUACUGAUAGUGACACUGAGAGCGACCCGGAAACUGAUGACACCGAUGAAGAUAGCGACUCUGAUAGCGAUGACGACCAGGAUACUGAUGAUAGCGAUAGCGACAGCGAUUCUGAUGACGAUGAAGAUCCGGUGGAGAGCCUUGUCAACGAACUUAUGUCACAACUUAAGAAAUACAAGCAAAAAUCUGGCAAAUCAUCAAUUAAAACGACCAAACAAUCGGGAUCUGCACAGCGGGAAGCCACAGACGACGUGACUGAAGAACUAACGCGGAUUGCGAAGCAGCUCAAGAAAUUAAAACGCAAAUGAGCAAGGCGUAGACCGUGUUAGUGUGGUAGUGAUGUUUAGGGUUUCACUUUAAUUACCUACUCUGUCGUUAACUUUAUAGUAGAAGAAAAUAUUCCACUCGCAAGAGAGAAUGAGAGAGAGGGGGGGGGGGGCAAGACAGAGAGAGAGAAUGUGAAGUAUUUUGCUUGCUUAGGCUUACUAAUAUUUUGCUCUAUAAUCCACGCGGAAUUGACACUUAACCUGGAAAUUGGAACGGCCAGUUGUGAUUCAAAUGUAAACACCAACACUUAAUUCAAUUAUCAGCUAACAUAACGACAGAGUAGGUAAUUUGAAGAACAUUUAAUUGAUUGAAACUUGCAAAGUUUUGUAUCUGUGAUCACGAACAUCUUAUGCAAUUUUGCAUGUACACUGUAGAAUUGUAGGCCUAUAGAAAAAUACGAAAGAUUUAUCUCGAAUUGUCCAUUAACUCACCUUUAUAUAAAAUAUAUUUUCCCUCUUAAUAAUCAGUUUGAAGUAUCGUGUGACGGAAAAGAAAUAUGACAUAUAGGAAUGACAUAUUAACCUCUGAGUCAAUUUAAAUUAAUCCUACAUAUUAGAAUAGACUGUUCCCUGCCAAAAUUAAUAUCAUUUUCAAUUGAUUUGAAUAACUUACAAAAAGUCAUUCAACAAUUGUGGAAUGUUGUAAAUAUUAUUACAAUCUACGUUCACGUUGUUUUGUAUAUUUGUAUCUUUGUAAGUACUAUUAGUUAUGAAAUAACUUUCUUUUAUCGGUAAUUCAUUCGGGUUUUUUGAAAUAUACAAUUUGAUCCAGCUAUUUUACUGCGGAAUCAUCGUUAUUUUGCGCUCGAAAUAUUCCAUCUCGGUCCAGUUGCCCAGUUGUUGCUUUCCUGCCGGAAAGACCAGGGGCCCGUUGCAUACAACUUUUUACCUGAGAAAACUCAGGUUGUUUUUACCGGAGUUUUUGCCCUGUGUUAAAGUCAAUGUCAGAAAUCAAACUAACCUUAGUUUUCAGUUUUUACCAGAGUUUUCUCAGGUAAAGAGUUUUAUGCAACAGGCCCCAGGGGUGUGAGUGGUCACAAAUAAAAAAGAUCUGAAAAAAGCUGAAGAGUGUUGAAAAAGUCUGAAAUAGAAAGAGCUCCCAUAGUUUUUGUACAGAGGAAAGCCAAAAAUAAAAAUCUGAACUCUCACACCCCUGAAAGGCAAUCUAAUUUGAAGUAGAUAGAUUAGAAAUAGAAUAGUUUGCAUGUUUCGGGGGAGGUGUUGGAAUUUUGAUUGAAUGAUGAUGAUGACUUGUAUUAUAAUGUAAUGUGCCUAUUCCAAAAUCGACAUCUUUUUUCAAUGUAGAGAUUUUCGAUUUUGAACUUACAUGAUACAAGAAUAUUAGUUUACGCGGAAUUACCUUAUUCUAAAAGAAAACAAAAAUCAGAAUUUGAAUUGAUUCAUUAUUCAUAACACUUUAAUUGCCUUUAUCAAAAGUAUUUUCUCAUUUAAAGUGACCCAAUUUAUUAACUUAUUAAUGGUCACUUAUAAAGGGGAAUGGAGAGAGAUUGAUUAGAAAUUAAAAAAAAGACUUGGAUUACAUUGUGUACUCGUCUGCUCUUGAAAGAAUGUACUUACAAUUGGUAAUUAAUGUUAUCUUUUUAAUGAGGGGGAGGGGAAAGUCUGAUUAGAUGACAGAAUUACUUUUUGACUUCAGUGUAUACUCAUCUGAUAAGAGUCAUACUAUACACUCUUGAAAUAACUUUUUUCUUAACUUUGAGAUGAUAUUCUGUAGCAAAGGUUUACCCAAUAUUGGGCCAAGAGGGAAAAUUCCCGUUUCUUGGGUAAAACAAUGCCUAAUGCUGUGUAAAUGUUACGCAAUGUUGGGUUAAAAUUACCUACGAAACGUGUUUUUGUUACUCAACAAACGUGUAUGUUACCUUUUAACCAUAGAGCUAUCUGUAAUAGCUCUAUGCUUUUAACCCAAUAUUGGAAAACUUUUUAAUUUCAGCUUUUUUAGAGAGUAGGGUCAGCUAGGUGCGUUCAUUAUUUUGACCCCUAUUCACUAUUUGCAUCUGAAUAUUCGUUCAUUUCUAUAUGACUAGAUAGACACAUUAAUGUUACACCGAGCUGACCCUAAAUCUAUCAUCUUAAGUAUUCAAAAAACAUGGUUUAUUAGAAUUUUUAAAAAAGAGAAGGAGAUGUUAGUAUGAAAUUAACAGAUGAUGAAAGUUUAUAUGUAAGUUUGAAGAGCAUGGUUUUUACAAUGGUUUUUGUAGUGAAGGUUUUGAUACAUUUGUACAUGAAUUAGAUAAGAUCUUGAUAGUUUUGAUCACAAUUUUUCAGUCUGUAACGGGCUAGGUCAUCAUUAAUUUAUAUAUUAAAGUUAUCCUGGCAGAUACUGCUAGAUUAAUCUUGUUUCACAAAACUAGUUUUCUCUUUUUCUCAUCGACAACAAGAGAUAUUUUGAUGCAUCAUGAAUUACUAAAAAUUGUAUCUAAUUUAACAAUACAAGAAAAUGGGAAAAUUAAAAGGAUACACAAAAAAAUAAAGUAUAUAAAAAGAGGGAUAUUGCUUUGUACCUUAUAUCAAUUAAGUGGCAGUGCAAUAUAUUUAUUACUAUUCUCUAUAAAUCAUCAAUGAUAACUUAUUUGUUUGAUGUGGUUUAAAAAACUAUUAUAUAUUAAAUGACUGGAAUUGUA